Molecule: messenger RNA, 1188 nt
Organism: Colletotrichum navitas
Lineage: Eukaryota; Fungi; Ascomycota; Sordariomycetes; Glomerellales; Glomerellaceae
Exons: 2
Coding region: 98-979 (293 amino acids)
Cellular component (GO): prospore membrane; lipid droplet; ascospore wall
Source: RefSeq, a predicted model, not a curated record
AAGCAAAGUACGCGGCCGUCAAGCAUUACGGACUCACGAUUUCCAACUAACUCAAGCCCGACCGACGACGACCACCCGCUGCAAGAAAUAUCGCUAAAUGUCAGGUUCACAGCCACCGGCGUGGUCAUCGCGCGCCGAUCACCUCCUGCAGCCUGUCCAGCGGCCGGUCGGGUACCUGAAGCGCGCCGGCAUCGCGGCGUGGUAUCCCCUCCUCGGCAUCUGGUACUUCCUGCGGAACAAGGACUUCUACCCUCUGUUCCUAGGCCGCCUGCUGCCCCUCUCCGUCAUCUCCUUUCUCGUCUACUUUGUCCUGUUUACCUUUGCGUUUCUGCCCCAGUUCGCCCUCCUGGCCAUCUUCCACGGAUGGGGAGCUUGGGUCAAUGCGGUGGUGCUGGUCCUCGGAGAGGGACUCGUGGUGAUCCAGGGUCUUUUUGAAGGCUUCUUCGUCGACGAGUGUCGAGUGGACGUGUUCGACGCCACCCUCAUCAAGGAAUCGCACGGAGAUCUCGUCGCACCCCACCGGAUAAUCUUCCACGAUGCCCCCACCGCAGUCCAGAUGCUCGGCAAGCCGACGACCCCUGCCGUCUUCACGCCCUGGUCCAUGAUCCAGAUCAUCGAGCUCGUCGUCUUCCUGCCGCUGAACUUCGUUCCGGUGGUUGGCACCCCGGCCUUCAUCAUCAUCACGGGCACGCGGCUGGGCAAGCUGGCACAUUACCGAUGGUUCCACCUGCGGGGAUUGAGCAAGAAGGAAGCCAAGAAGGAGAUCGAGUCGAGGACUUGGGAGUACGUCUGGUUCGGCACGGCUGCCAUGAUCCUCGAGCUGAUCCCCGUGCUGUCCUUUUUCUUCCUGCUCACCACGUCGGCGGGGGCCGGCCUUUGGGCGGCGAGGGUCGAGGACGAAAAGAGGCGGGAGGCCACGGAGAGCUUGGCGGGAGAUCCUCUCCCGCCGCCGCCCCCCUACGAAGAUGAUCCCGUCUAAGAGGCACCAUGACGUUAGGCUUGGCUGUGUUGGCAUCUCACUUUAGCAAGCAAGCAAGCAAGCAAUUGACCAUUCAUUCGCCCCUAUUUCUUUCUGCACUCGAACAUGAAACUUCCAACAUGACCCUACGUUCGUCGUCGUUCGGUUUCCAAACAGCCCAUCACUAUGCCAGCCAGCCAGCCAGCCAGCCAGCCAGCCAGCCAGCCAGC